CUGGAGGUGAAGCUGUGAAAUAGAAUCAGUUCUAAAAUGAAUUGCUUUGUUCGAGACAAUUGACCAGAACACAGCUACAAAAUUACAGCAAAGAGGGCGUUUUAUCUACCUGCUAAGCACCAUGUCCAGAUUCCUCGCAAGGAGCACCAGCUUUUUAUUUGAUAGGAGGCUCACACGACCUAAUGCUCAUCGUUUUUACCAUUUAGAUCUCGCUUCAAAGAAAACUGUUGAUAGCAAUCCAAUCCACAAGAUCAAACAAAAGACUGUUCCCAACUCGCUUCCAUCAAACAUAAAUCUGUCCAUCAAUAACAACACUCAUACCAAGAUAUCCCACACCUUAUACAAUGUUCAGCCCAAAAACAGAAAGGAAUUUUUGAAAAAAUGGGAAAACUACAAUAAUCGGUUCAUAUUGAAUUUGAAAUGGUAUCUAAUUAAACAAAACAGACCCUUUAACGUUGACGAUAUAUCAGCAUUUUUUUCAUGGUUUUUGCUAUCAAACAUUCUAUGGAUAAUUCUAGGUACCACCACUUUCUUUUCCUUGAUCCUAUAUCUAAUCAACUACUUGAAUUUACCUAUAUCUGUAAAUUCCAAAAUCAUGAAAUUUAUUGGAAAUUUACUAAUUAAUGGUUACCAUAAUUCAAACAACUUGAUAUUCAAAUUCGACGAACAGGUCAUUACGCCAAACUGGCAGAAAAACAAUUUAUCCUUUAAAAAUGUCUUCAUCAUCUCCAAAAACACAAAGUAUUUUAAUGUCAAUUUCAAUAUAAAAGAACUAAACAUUUCCUUAUCUUUUUCAAAAUGGUAUCAUGGAAAGGGCUUAAUCAACGAUAUUCAAAUAUCCGGGAUGUCUGGUAAUUUCGAAUUACCAAACUCUUUAAUUCAAAAUCAUUACAACUAUAACUAUAAAUAUAAUUAUACUCAUAAUCAUAAUCAUCCUCCAAAUAAUGAUGCUUAUUUGGUUGACUACUUAUUCAAAGACUCAAAUUAUGAAUUUGAAAAAAUUAGUAUAAUAGACUCCUAUAUCAAUGUAUAUGACUCAAGUAAUAGUUCAAAUAAUAACAACAUUAAAAACAAUACUAAUGAGAAUAACGAGAAUAAUGGGGAUAACAAAAAUAAACAGAAUAAAGAGAAUAAAAAUGAAGAUACUUUCAAAAACCUCGGAAACCCAACCAAGAUAUCCUUUUUCAAUUUACAAUUAGACAGAUUAAGACUAAACUGGAUACUAACUGAUUUCUUAAAUUGCAAAUCAUGUUCAGGCUCGAUCAAUGACUCUUUAUUCACUAUCCAUGAAAAACAAUUCAACACCAAUAAAAAUAAUAAAAAUCAAAACAACUUAAAUAACUUAAAUAAUUUAAAUAAUUUAAAUAGUAAUAACAAUAAUAGUAAUAUUAGUAACAAUAGCAAUAGCAAUGUCAAUAGCAAUAUCAAUAAUAUCAAUAAAAAUACCAAUACCAAUACCAGUAACAAUAACAAUAACAAUAUCAAUAUCAAUAUCAACUCUAAUAUCUCUAAAAAUAACUAUGAUAAAACAAUCAGAUUAAGACUAGACUCAAUUGAUUUGAAAACAAAGGGUUUACUAGAGAACAAAUUAAACUGGUUAAUAGAUGGCAAAGCUGACAUAAUAUGUGACAUCUCUUUCCCCUUCAACUACAAUGAAAAGAUAUCUAAUUUCAAAAAGACAAAUAAUGAAAAUUUAAUCAUAUCACUAUUUAAAAAUCAAUUCUUUAAUAAAAUAUUAAAUGAUAAUAAUGCCACCAUUAAUAACCAAACCGCUAUCAACAACAUCAACAAUAAUUUGAUAUAUGACACUGAAAUCAACAUUGAUCUAAAUAUCCAGCUAAACAACCCAAAGGCAAUUCUACCUUCAAACGUACCUAUGACCUCACUAGGUGAACCAUUUGUCACUUUAAAAGAAUUGAAACCCAUUGUGGCAUACAUCAACCAAAAAAGACAAAUCCAAAACAACUUGAACAAUAUUUCAAAAUACGACUCAAACUCGAAUAAUCUGAUAAUCAACACCAACAAUCACAACAACAAACUACUUAGCGACUCUAAUGAAAACCACAGCAAUAACCAGCUAAUAAAUAAAAAGGAUGUCAAUAUCAAUAAACUCAUCAGCCACGAGCUUCCCAUAGUAUCAAUCUCCCUCAAGUAUCCCCUUGGCUCGCUCUACAAAGUGAGUGUGUUGAAAGAAAGUGGACUCAUCGAUAUCAUGUUGAUCAAGUUCUACUACAGCUUGAUCAAAUCCUCCAGUGGUGUAAAAUAACCUGCCCUCCCUUUGUCUGUACUAUCUUUCUCUCCUUCUUCUCUUUGUGUAUUCUUUUGUUCAUACAUCACCCUCUUCUUGUAGCUUAUAUUUAACGACUAUGAACCCAAUAAAUGUCUCACUCUUAUUUCAUUCUUUUUCUUGCCAAAUUGAAACAAAAAACACUGUCCAAUUUCUGAUUUCUCUAUCAAAAAAGGAAAAAAAAACCACAUGUAUCCAUUUAUGAAGAGUUCAAUGGAGCGAAAAUUCCAUUUACAGAG
This is a messenger RNA of Ascoidea rubescens DSM 1968, 2526 nucleotides long. RefSeq lists its product as uncharacterized. The coding region runs from base 122 to 2266 and encodes 714 amino acids. The record is from RefSeq and is a predicted model, not a curated record. Gene Ontology annotation, biological process: mitochondrion inheritance. Lineage: Eukaryota; Fungi; Ascomycota; Saccharomycetes; Ascoideales; Ascoideaceae. The transcript has a single exon. Gene Ontology annotation, cellular component: mitochondrial inner membrane.